AUGACAUCAUGGAAUAACCCAACACUUCAAUCUGCUCGUCAAGCACCCAAAGCCCUUGGCAUCCCAUACGUUAUUGAAUCAUCCGCUAGAGGCGAACGUGUCUUUGAUAUCUUUUCCCGAUUGCUCAAAGAGCGUAUCGUGAUGUUGAAUGGAGAGGUAGACGAUUCCGUUUCAGCUAUUAUUGUCGCACAGUUGUUGUUUCUCGAAGCUGAAAAUCCAGAAAAACCCAUCUCGUUUUACAUCAAUUCGCCUGGUGGUAGUGUGACGGCUGGCAUGGCAAUCUAUGAUACGUAUAUUCAAAGCCCUGUCGCAACAGUGUGUAUGGGUCAGGCAUGCUCAAUGGGAUCGCUUUUACUUACUGCUGGUGAACCAGGACAUCGAUCUAUUCUUCCUAAUGCGCGAGUCAUGAUCCACCAACCUAGGCAAGCCAUUAUAGUAUACACCACUUUUGGCGGCGCAUCAGGACAGGCAUCCGACAUUGCUAUUCAUGCCAAAGAGAUUUUAGAUAUUCGAGAGCGGCUAAAUCAGAUUUAUGUUCAUCACACUCACCAAUCCCUCGAUGUCAUUGUCAACCGGAUGGAACGGGAUCAUUUCAUGAGUGCUGAACAGGCACUUACAUUUGGACUGGUUGACAAGGUUCUUGAAAAGCGGCCAUUCAUUUCCAUAACAAACACGGCAGAAAGUUCUACUCCAAACAAUAGUAAAAAAACUGAACCUAGCAGUACUCCUCAACCCGAACCAGCCAGAAAGCCGUAG
Batrachochytrium dendrobatidis JAM81 is the source of this 756-nucleotide messenger RNA. RefSeq lists its product as uncharacterized. Gene Ontology annotation, molecular function: serine-type endopeptidase activity; ATPase binding; ATP-dependent peptidase activity. The transcript has 6 exons. Gene Ontology annotation, cellular component: endopeptidase Clp complex. The coding region runs from base 1 to 756 and encodes 251 amino acids. The record is from RefSeq and is a predicted model, not a curated record. Gene Ontology annotation, biological process: protein quality control for misfolded or incompletely synthesized proteins. NCBI's taxonomy places the organism in Eukaryota, Fungi, Chytridiomycota, Chytridiomycetes, Rhizophydiales.